Molecule: messenger RNA, 4119 nt
Organism: Closterium sp. NIES-65
Lineage: Eukaryota; Viridiplantae; Streptophyta; Zygnematophyceae; Desmidiales; Closteriaceae
Source: the annotation of a GenBank genome assembly
AUGCAGCCCCAGCGACGCCUGCGUGAGUCCCUCACGCCCCAGCAGCUGCGUGAGUGGUACGCUGGUUGGGGCUGUAGGGGUGGCGACGCUACUCCUACUACCACUCCUGCUGCUUCUACUCGUGGUGGCGGCCAGCUGCAACUCCCGCGACCCUCUCGCGUGUCUUUCACGCCUCGCCAGCUUCGUGAGUGUGCUGACCGUGCCGGUCACCUGUGCGUCCCGCCUGACCCAGGUAUAGGACCUGCUGCUCUAGCUACUGGUGAGGCUGCUGCUCUGGGUGCUAGUGAGUCUCCUGCUCUAGGUACAGGUGCGGCUGCUGCUCUAGGUGCUAGUGAGUCUGCUUCCUCACGUGCGGGUGAGGCUGCGCUCUCAGGUACCGCGUUGGCUUCGGCCUCCCUCACCUUUACACUUGACUCUGGGGCUUCUCGCUCCUUCUUUCGGGACCGCACCACACUCACACCGCUUGGUCGGCCGGUUGCAGUCUCCCUGGCUGACCCCUCUGGGGGUCCUGUCCUCGCUCACUUCUCCACUGUCCUCCCGUGUCCGGAUGCCCCCUCGGGCACCCUGUCUGGCCUGUACCUCCCCUCGUUCUCGACGAACUUGGUGAGUGGUGCAGACCUACAGGAUGCGGGGGUUCACCAGUUCACUCCUGCGAGUCAGCGGGUGACCCACCGCACGGACGCACGCACAGGCCGGCACCUGGCCACGUUCUCGCGUCGGCCGGGGUCGAGCCUCUACACCCUGACCACUGAGUCUCCUCCUGUCCCCGCGUCCGGUCAGGUAGCAGCGUCGGGUCAGGUGUUUGCUGCUGCGUCCAGGUCUGGUCCUGAGUCUGCCCCCUGUUCGUGUCGCCUCCUGUCUCACGAGACUCUUCUGUGGCACCACCGUCUAGGCCACCCCUCCUUGCCCCGUCUUCGGGGCAUGGCUUCCCGUGUCCUUGUCUCUGGUCUUCCCCAGUCUCUCCCUCCCCUUCCUUCGGGACCAGGACCUUCCUGUGUCCCCUGUGUCGAGGGGCGCCUCAGGGCUGCUCCUCACUCCUCCCAGUUUCCCCCGACAGAGGCUCCUCUGCAGACGCUUCACAUGGACGUGUGGGGCCCGGCCCCCGUCCGUGGGCAGGGUCACGAGCGCUACUUCCUGUUGGUGGUUGACGACUUCUCGCGUUACACCUCAGUCUUCCCCUUGCGCAGCAAGGGUGCUGUCACUGAGGUGCUGAUCGACUGGAUCCGCGAGGCUCGUCUCCAGCUCAGGAGGAACUUCGGCUCGGACUUUCCUGUUCUGCGUCUGCACUCUGACCGAGGUGGGGAGUUCUCCUCUCGCCUUCUGCGAGACUACUGUCGUGCACAGGGGAUCCGCCAGACCUUUACGCUUCCGGACUCUCCGCAGCAAAAUGGGAUUGCUAAGCGCCGCAUUGGCAUGGUCAUGGACGUCGCUCGUACGUCCAUGAUGCAUGCGGCUGCCCCCCAUUUUCUGUGGCCGUUUGCGGUUCGGUACGCGGCGCAUCAGCUCAACCUUCACCCCAGGGUCUCUCGGCCCGCGAUGUCCCCAGUGUUACUGUGGACGGGGAAGGUCGGCGAUGCGUCUGCGUUCCGUGUCUGGGGAUCUCGGGCUUUUACCACCCCUCCUCUCGUCGUGUUCUGUCCUCCCAUGACGUCACGUUCGACGAGUUCUGCCGGUCCCGGAGGUGCUGGGCCUGCGGGUCCUACUGGAGCUGGAGCUACUGAGUCUGGGGGUGCUGAGUCUGGAGCUGCUGAGCCUGGAGGUGCUGAGUCUGGAGCUGCUGAGCCUGAGGAUGCUACGUCUGGAGCUGCUGUGCCUGGGGGUGCUGAGUCUGGAGCUGCUGAGCCUGGGGUUUCUCCUGCUGCUGCGUCUCGCCGGGAGCCCCUCUCUCCACAGGAGCUGCGCGAGUGGUUUGCUUGCCGCUGGAGGAGUGCUGUUGGAGCUAGAGCUUCGUCGACCGUCGAGGGUGCUGGUGCUGCCGGUCCCGGAGCUGCUGGGCCUGCGGGUCCUACUGGAGCUGGAGCUGCUGAGGGUGUUGGUCCUGAGACUACUGCUGUCUGUCCUGACGGUGGUUCUGCUGCUGGUGCUGCUGGAGGUCCUGCCGCUGGAGGUGUUGGUGGCGCUGGUGCUAUCGCUGAGGGUGCUGGUGCUGUCCCUGCUGAGUCUGGAGCUGCCGCGCGGCCUCGGCCGUACUUCGUUCCGCUCCUACAGCAGGUUCUUGGUCUUUCUCCUUCGGUAGAGUGUCCACAGCCUGUCCAGUCGCAGUCACUGUUGGAGCCUUCCUCUCCUCUGCCUGCUCCCUCUCCUUACACUGGUCCUAUUGGAGGUCUUGCUGAGCGUCGUGAGCCUGCGUCUCGUCCCGCGUCGCCGGUUCGUGCUGCUUGCGCUAGUGGUCGCGGUUCGCGUCAGCGUCCUCCUCCUGUCCCUGGCACGCACCGGAUGUCUCUGCGUCCGUCCACUGCUCCUCUGCGUGCCCCUUUGCCUUCUCCUCCUGAGUCCUCUCUUCCUGCGCUUGCCGACCCUGAGUCGGACUCUCUUCGCGCUGCCAGUCCUACUGUCACGCGUCUUCUUGCUACUGUCGUCACUGACCCCUCUUUUGAGUCCACUGCUGCGUCUGCUCUAGUCGCUGAGCUCGUUGACUUUGCUGCUCCCUGUCGUCUCGACUACGCUGCUAGUCUUGUUGCUGAGUCUGCGUCUGUCUGUCCUCCGUCCGUCGGGGGUGAGUGUGCUCUUGGCACGGACGUCCUAGAGGACAGGCAGGAGGAGUUACAGUGUCUAGCGGCUGCUUCACCUCAUCUCGCGUCUGUACUGCUUGCCCCUGAGGGAGACCCGGAUGCACUAGACAUCCCGACUCCGCGUUCUUACGCGGAGGCCGUAGAGGGUCCCUACUCCUCUCAGUGUGGCAUGUGGAUCUUCAGGGUGAAGCGGCCGCCGGGCUCUCCACUUGUUUUCAAGGCGCGGUACGUUGCUCGUGGCUUCAGUCAGCGGCAGGGAGUUGACUACUUUCAGACCUUCUCUCCCACCCCGAAGAUGACCACUCUUCGUGUGCUGCUGCACAUAGCCGCUCAGCGCGACUACGAGCUUCACUCACUCGACUUCAGCACUGCAUCCCUGCAGGGUAGCCUGCACGAGGAGAUCUGGCUGCGCCGUCCACCUGGCUUCACUGGGACUUUCCCUCCUGGCACCCAAAGGAGCCUCCGACGGCCAGUCUACGGUCUGCGCCAGGCACCGCAUGAGUGGCACGACACACUGAGGACUACGCUUGCGGCUCUUGGGUUUGCUCCUUCUACUGCUCACCCGUCGCUGUUUCUGCGCACUGACACUUCACUGCCGCCGUUCUACAUCCUCGUGUAUGUCGACGACUUGGUCUUUGCCACAGCGGACACUGCUGGACUCGCCUACGUGAAGUCCGAACUGCUGAAGAGACACAUGUGCACAGACCUGGGUGAACUGCGCAGCUACCUUGGCUUGCAGAUCACUCGGGACAGAGCACGCCGCACCAUUACCUUGACUCAGUCACACAUGGUGCAGCAGGUCCUUCAGCGCUUCGGCUUCACGUACUCCUCGCCUCAGGCCACUCCUCUGCCUACUCGCCACUCGCUCUCAGCUCUGCCUUCGGAUGAGUCCGUAGAGUCGAGUGGUCCGUAUGCAGAGCUUGUUGGCUGCCUCAUGUACCUGAUGACCUGCACUCGACCUGACCUUGCAUACCCUCUGAGCGUCCUUGCACGCUAUGUUGCUCCUGGGAGACUACGACCAGAGCACAUGGCUGCAGCGAAGAGGGUAUUGCGCUACCUGUGCAGUACGUCGCGCAUGGGGCUAGUGCUUGGAGGGCGGAGUCCAGUGGUUUUUACAGGCCACGCGGACGCUUCUUGGGCUGACGACCAGGCUACGCAGCGGUCGUCACAGGGUUACACCUUCAGCCUUGGUUCCGGCUCUGUCUCGUGGCGGUCUACUCGCUCGUCUUCAGUUCUCGGCUCCAGUUGUGAGGCUGAGAUCUACGCCGGGGCCAUGGCUGCACAGGAGCUUCGCUGGCUCACCUACCUGCUGACUGACCUUGGAGAGCCGCCUCGUUCUUCUCCAGUGCUGUACGUAGACAACAAGGCCAUGCUGGUCUUGUGUUGA